Messenger RNA from Neofelis nebulosa (Clouded leopard), 3559 nucleotides. Its product is annotated as olfactory receptor 56A4-like. The record is from RefSeq and is a predicted model, not a curated record. Gene Ontology annotation, molecular function: olfactory receptor activity; G protein-coupled receptor activity. The transcript has 2 exons. Gene Ontology annotation, biological process: G protein-coupled receptor signaling pathway. Bases 630 to 1574 code for a protein of 314 amino acids. Gene Ontology annotation, cellular component: membrane. Lineage: Eukaryota; Metazoa; Chordata; Mammalia; Carnivora; Felidae.
GACAGAGCAUGAACGGGGGAGGGGCAGAGAGAGAGGGAGACACAGAAUCAGAAACAGGCUCCAGGCUCCGAGCCAUCAGCCCAGAGCCUGACGCAGGGCUCGAACUCACAGACCGCGAGAUCGUGACCUGGCUGAAGUCGGACACUUAACCGACUGCGCCACCCAGGCGCCCCUUCAACGUUUUUUUUUUUUUUUUUUUUUUUUUUUUUUAAGAAAAACCAUUUCUAAGACCUAUAACUCUUGUUCCAGGUAGAAUGCAACAAGAAGAAGUUAGUUAUUUGAGGGAAAGAGAGUUGAUUCUAGGAGAAGGAGAUGACAUGUAAAAACACAGAGUUGAGACAAAGAGCAAAGCAUGUUCUGUCAGUGGCUGGGUUUAUGUGUGGAGUUGGAAUAUACUCGUGAAGGGAGUUAUUUUUUAUUCAUAAGGUUAUGAAUGCUAAGGACAUUGUUUUAACAAAGAGUCACUUGUACAAUUUAAAUUGUAGACAUAUUUCAUGUCGACAGAAUUGUGGAGAAACAUGACAGCCUAGAACAAAAGCAGAUACAUCAGUUAGGAGAUUGUUAAUGAAACAGUCAAACCCUGAAUUCAUGUCUUUCCUUUCAGCCAGUUUCAGGCCCACCUGCCAGUCAUGGUACUAUUUCUCAACAACACAGGCACCCAGGUGACUGAAUUCCUGAUGAUUUGCUUCCCAGGAAUGCAGGAAACACAGCACUGGCUAUCUGUAGUCCUUGCUCCCCUCCUGGUUUUGGCUUUGGGGGCCAACUUUGUGUUAUUACUCACCAUUCGGCAAGAGACAUCUCUGCACGAACCCAUGUACUACCUGCUUGCCAUCCUCUCCGUGCUGGAUAUCAUCCUCUGCCUCACUGUCAUCCCCAAGGUCCUGCUCAUCUUCUGGUUCAACAUGAAGACCAUCAGCCUUGCAGGCUGCUUUCUGCAGAUGUUCAUCAUGAAUACAUUCCUUCCUAUGGAGUCUUCCACCUUCCUGGUCAUGGCCUAUGACCGCUAUGUGGCCAUUUGCCAUCCUCUGCACUACCCGUCCAUCAUCACUGAAAAAUUUGUCAUUUAUGCAGCCAUCUUCAUGGUCUUCCGCAAUUUUCUGGCCACACUACCCACACCAGUUCUGGCUGCCAGGCUCAACUACUGUGCCAGCAAUGUGGUGGAGAACUGUAUCUGUGCCAACAUUUCUGUAGCAAAGCUCUCCUGUGGGGAUAUUCACCCAAAUAAGCUCUACCAAUUUGUGAGUGUUUGGUGUCUACUGGGUUCUGACCUAGUGCUCAUCUUACUAUCCUACUGCUUCAUCCUGAGGGCUGUUAAACGUCUGCAGUCAGGAGGUGCAGCAACCAAAGCCUUGAGUACUUGUGGUUCCCAUCUCAUUCUUAUACUUUUCUUCUAUACAUUGCUGCUUGUCUUCAUCUUCACAAACAAGGCAGAAAAGAAGGUGCCCUCAGAGGUACCCAUUCUUCUCAAUGUCUUGCACCACCUCAUUCCACCAGCCCUGAACCCCAUUGUUUAUGGAGUACGAACCCAGGAAAUCAAGCAAGGGAUUCUCAAACUAUUCAAGUACCAGUUUUGAGAGAUAUGAGUCAAAGAUCCAGAUUAUGAAAGUCUGUUUUAGUGAUAGAUUCACCUAAAUGCCCCGAGGAACACAUAUGACAUCCAUGCUGCUACCCUCAUCUUGAACUUAAACCUUCUGCAGACACUGUCAUAAUAUUUACCCUCAUUAUCGCCUCCUCAAAUCCUCACUGAACACAUGUUUAGGCAACAAUUACCUUUUUAUUCUAACCCAUUGCCAUCAUGAUCCUUCAAUACCCAUUCAUUAAAUAAUUAUUUAAUACCUUCCAUAUACUUCUUAGUAUUUACAUUCUGAGUAACUGUCACAUUUAAUUCCUAGGGCAAGGAUGAGAUAGCACUUUAAAUAUAACAUGGGGGAUGUGGGUAGGAACAGGGGAACCAAUGAAGACAAUAUUUUCUUAAAUAUUUUAUUUAUUUUUUUUUUAAGUUUUUUUUUUUAAUGUUUAUUUAUUUUUGAGACAGAGAGAGACAAAGCAUGAAUGGGGGAGGGGCAGAGAGAGAGGGAGACACAGAAUCCGAAGCAGGCUCCAGGCUCUGAGCCAUCAGCCCAGAUCCCGACGCGGGCUCGAACUCACAGACCAUGAGAUCGUGACCUGAGCUGAAGUCGGUCGCUUAACCGACUGAGCCACCCAGGUGCCCCUGUUUUAUUUAUUUUUGAGAGAGAGUGUGUGUGAGCGAGGAAGGAGCAGAGAGAGAGGGAAAGAAGAUCCAAAGCGGGCUCUGCACUGAAAGCAGUGAGCCUGAUGUGGGGCUCGAACUCAUGAACCUGUGAGAUUAUGACCUGAGCCAAAGUCAGACACUCAAUUUACUGAGCCACCCAGGAACCCCACUCAACCCACUGAGCCUCCCAGAGACCCCAAGACUUAAUUUAAGUAAUCCAGGUGAAAUGUAAUAAUGGCUUGGAUUAAGGUGAUGAGUGAAAAUUGAAGUUAUGGGUCAAAGAUUUGCUGAGAGUCCAUAAGUAGGAUAUAAAAGAUGGAGAGGAGUAAAGGAUGACUCCAAGCCUUUAUUUUUCUUAAGUUUUUAUGUAAAUUCCAGGUAGUUAACAUUCAGUGUAAUAUUAGUUUCAGGUGUACAAUAUAGUGAUUCAACACUUCCAUACAACACCCCAGUGCUCAUCACAAGUGCACUCCUUAAUCGCCAUUACCUAUUUCACCCAUCUGCCCUCCCCCACCUCCCCUCUGGUAAUCAUCAGUUUGUUCUCUAUAAUGAAGAGUCUGCUUCUUCAAGGCUGUUUGCAAAACAGUUGGAAAGGCAGAAUUGCCAUUAACUGAGGAGCCAGUUUUAUAUGUGAUAUCAGAAAUUUGGCUUUGGACACCUAACUCUAUUUCCAUACCAAACUCCUCCAAAUGACUGUACUUUUAAAAUGACUGUUAAAUAUCCAAAUAGAGAAGUAAAAGUAAGCAACUGUACAUAUGGCACUAUUCAGGGACCAGAUCUAAGCUAGCGACAGAAGUUUGAGUCAUCGGAGUAUAUAGGUGGGAUUCAAAUCCUAUUUAGAUGAGUGAUAUGAAUUAUGUUGAUGAAUUAUCCACUUAUUUCUAUACCUUUCUUCAAGAAACUUAUUGAUGUGUUGGGUAUCCUGGAUCCAUACUUGUUUGCCACUCCCAAAAGAAUACAAUCUCAUUAAAAUCAGAAGCUCUUUAAUUCUUCUUUGUAUCUGGCAUUUUGUCUGGCACAUAAUAGGUGCUUUUUCAAUGAAUAAUUUUGACUGUCUCAAAACUUUUGAUCACAUUAUGUGGCAUCUGGAUUAUGGAAUCUUGAUCUAAAAAUAGUACUAUUUUGGGUGCCUGGGUGGCUCAGUCAGUUGAACAUCUGACUCCUGAUUUUGGCUCAGGUCAUGAUCCCAGGGUUGUGGGAUCAAGCCCAUGCUCAUCAUACAGCCUGCUUAGGAUUCUCUUUCUCUCUCUCUGUCUUUCUCUUCCUUAUUCCCUUCUCCCCCACUCAGGCAUGCUCUCUCUCUCUCUCUCUCUCUCUCUCUCUCUC